AGAAGAAGUGAAACUUUCGAUUAAAGCUUUUUCAAGGGAAGAAGAAGGAAGAAGAGAAACCGCAACUAUGGCUGAAGCUUCUUCAUCGUCGGUGACGUCUUUGCCGUCGCCGUCGCCGUCUUUGACGGAGGAGGAGCUAACACUAACUGUGAAAUGGAGUGGAAAAGAGUACACAGUCAGAGUCUGCGGCGAUGAUUCAAUCGGAGAGUUGAAACGACGGAUAUGCGAGGUCACUAAUGUGCUUCCUAAACGCCAGAAGCUUCUAUAUCCAAAAAUCGGAUCAAAACUAGCCGAUGAAUCAGUCCUCAUCUGUCAUCUCCCUCUCAAAUCUUCCCUCAAGAUGACAAUGAUCGGGACCGUGGAAGAUGAUAUAAUUGUGGACCAAGUGGACUCUUCGGAGAUUGUUGAUGAUUUUGAAAUUGGGCAAGAUGAAGCAGUUGACAUUAAGGAUAAAGAUAUCAAUAAACAGAAAUUGAGAAGGAGAAUUGAUCAAUACAAUAUUGAUGUUCGAAAUCCAUGCCGAGAAGGUAAGAAGCUAUUGGUGCUGGAUAUUGAUUAUACCCUAUUUGAUCACCGCUCUACAGCAGAGAACCCAUUAGAACUUAUGCGCCCUUAUCUUCAUGAGUUUCUUACUGCUGCAUAUGCGGAGUAUGAUAUUAUUAUUUGGUCAGCUACCAGCAUGAGAUGGGUUGAGCUGAAAAUGGGACAGCUAGGAGUUCUCGACCAUCCGAAUUACAAAAUUACAGCUCUCCUAGAUCAUCUCGCAAUGAUCACAGUUCAUUCUGAUGCUCGUGGAAUCUUCGACUGCAAACCCCUUGGCCUUAUUUGGGCUAAAUUUCCUGAGUAUUAUAGUGCUAAGAACACGAUAAUGUUCGACGAUCUAAGAAGGAAUUUUGUGAUGAACCCAAAGAAUGGAUUAACAAUAAGGCCAUUUAGGAAGGCUCAUGCCAAUAGAGAAAGCGAUAGGGAACUCGUGAAGCUGACACAAUACUUGCUUGCGAUUUCGAAACUCGAUGACAUUAGCGGUCUCAACCACAAGUACUGGGAGUCUUACAAAGAAGACAAUUCCAAGAGACGCAGACAGGCAUAACAGAUUGGAGGUAAGUUUUUUUUUUCAAAAAAAAAUUACUGGGGAAGUUAUUAAUUAAUAUGUUUGGUAAAACAGAAAAAAUGGUGUAUUAUGAUAUGAUUUGUGUAGAACAAAACUUGUUCUAGUUUAGGACAGAGAUCUGUUUUUAAAUGGAAAUAUAGUCUGUCUGGAAACAACAUUAUUUAAAUAUGGUGAUUUUUGUUUGUUAUUUUCUUCAA
Molecule: messenger RNA, 1308 nt
Organism: Impatiens glandulifera
Lineage: Eukaryota; Viridiplantae; Streptophyta; Magnoliopsida; Ericales; Balsaminaceae
Product: ubiquitin-like domain-containing CTD phosphatase
Exons: 6
Coding region: 68-1090 (340 amino acids)
Cellular component (GO): nucleus
Molecular function (GO): phosphoprotein phosphatase activity; protein binding
Source: RefSeq, a predicted model, not a curated record